AACCCUCUCGUUUCCGCCUCUUUCGUCGGGCUCACUUUCUCUCUCAAACAUUUUGUAUAUUCCUUUCUCUUUCUCUCUCUUCUCCAAAACCCUCCCAAAACCCUAGCAUCCUUUUUCUCUCGCCGGCUAGCUUGCUUGCCUUCAAUGGAGUUCUGGGGUGUUGAAGUCAAGGCUGGAGAGCCUCUGAAAGUAAAGCCUGAGUUAGGUUAUGUCAUCCAUCUUUCACAGGCUUGCUUGGGUGAGACUAAAAAGGACAAAGGAAAUGAUUCUGUCCUUCUCAACCUCAAGGUUGGCGACCAGAAGCUUGUUUUGGGAUUGCUUUCUUUGGAGAAAAUUCCACAAUUGUCAUUUGAUCUUGUCUUUGAGAAGGAGUUUGAGCUCUCUCACAACUGGAAAAAUGGGAGUGUGUACUUUUGUGGAUAUCAAACCCAAUAUGGAGAAGAAAAUGAUUUCUCGGAUCUUGAUGAUUCUGAAGAGGAAGAGGAAGAUGUCCCAUCAGCUGUCACUGAAAAUGGAAAGGGUGGUCAAAAGGUUGAGCAAGCUAAGCCUGCUUCAGCCAAGAGCAUUGCUGCCAAACCUGAAUCUUCUGAAAAGCCAAAAGUUAAACUUGUAGAGCCAAGCAAAGAUGAGGACGAUGAGGAUAGUGAUGAUGACGACGACGAUGAUGAUUCUGAUGGUGAUGAAGGUUCUGAUGAUGAGUCCGAUGAUGAGGAUAUGCUUGAUGCUGAUAGUGAUGAUGAUGAUGAAGGCAGUGAUGAGGAAGAUGAAGAAACCCCCAAAAAGGUCGAAUCUGGCAAGAAAAGGCCUAAUCAGUCUGCAGUCAAAACGCCCGUUUCUGUUAAAAAGGCUAAGCCAGAUUCUGCUCAAAAGUCUGGUGGUAAGAAGGGUGCCCCCCAUACUGCAACUCCCCACCCUGCGAAGAAUGCUGGCAAGACCCCUGGAACUGCUGACAAAUCAAAAGCUCAGACACCAAAAUCUGGCGGCCAGUUCUCCUGCAAAUCAUGCUCUAAGUCAUUUGGCUCUGAGAAUGCACUUCAGUCUCACUCUAAGGCAAAACACGCAGGAAAUUAGGGAGCAGACAAUGGAUUUACUUUCACUUUAGCAUGUUUUGGAUGUAGUUUUUAUAUAUAUGAAUUAUAGAAAGUGAUGUGUUAAGGUGUUUGGCAAAGAAGUUUUGAGACUCAGUAGCGUGGACAAGGUUUUUUAUUUUUUAUUGUCAAAUGAACCCCCGUCUCUUACUCUAAUGAUAUUGCUGGCAAUUAAGUGAUUUUCUUAAUUAUUUAUA
Molecule: messenger RNA, 1285 nt
Organism: Ziziphus jujuba (common jujube)
Lineage: Eukaryota; Viridiplantae; Streptophyta; Magnoliopsida; Rosales; Rhamnaceae
Product: histone deacetylase HDT1
Exons: 10
Coding region: 145-1071 (308 amino acids)
Source: RefSeq, a predicted model, not a curated record